GUCUUAUUGACUCGUCUUUGCUGAGGGGGCUUGUUUGAACUGGACUGCGAUUCAUCAAGUUUAUCAAUUUGGCUCUCUCAUAUCCUCUCGUUCAAAUAAUUUCAAGAUGAGUGACACGAACUUCAACAGGCCGGUGGCAGUAAUAACUGGAGCGGCGGGCAGCCUCGGCCGAGCUAUCGCCCAAGAAUUCGCCCUCGAGGGCCGCUCCCUGAUCCUAUGCGACCUCAACUCCGUCGACGCGGCCAUGCACUCGGUACGGAACCUCCUAUCCGCUCGCUCCAUCACGGCGGUGACAGGGGACAUCACGCGGGCCGAUUUCCCCUCCCAGAUCAAGGCCGCCCUCGGCGGGCGCAAGAUCUCAUGCCUCGUGCACGCCGCCGGCGUCUCGCCAGCCGUCAAGGACGGCAAGCGCAUCUUCGACGUCAACUUCACCGCGACCCGGCGGCUCGUGGACGCGCUCGUGCCCGAGAUGCAGCAGCCCGGCGGCGUCGUGAUACUCGUCGCCUCGGUGGGCGGCAAGCUGGUGCAGAACUCGGCCGUGGACCUCGCCGUCAGGAGACACCUCAAGGGGGCCCGGUCGCCGACGCUGUGGGCGCUCAAGCGUUUCCCCUACACGGCGUACUCGGUCUCUAAGCGCUGUAUGCAGGUCUACGCCAGGAAAAUGGCGCGACCUCUGGCGCAGCCCUCGGCGACUGGGCCAGGUGGCAUUCGCAUCGUCACUGUGUCACCCGGUGUGAUUGACACAGACAUGACCAUGCACUAUGCUUCCCGCCCGAAUCUAUCGACCUUCGUCAGCUCCGGCCCGAUGGAGCGGAUGGGAAGGCCGGAGGAGGUUGUGCCAGUGAUCAAGUUUUUGGCCUCGGAUGGCGCGAGUUAUAUCACCGGCGUGGACAUCUUGGUAGACGGUGGGAUUAUUGCAUCUAAGAGACGGGCUUUGAAGAACACAGCCAAGGUUGUAAUGAAGGAGAGGCGUGAGAAGAAGAAAGCAUUGAAAAAGUUCAAGAAACAGGAGAAACUGAGGAGCUUGGAAAAUAAUAAUCCCAAGGGGAAGGCAAAGGAGCCUCCGGUUUACAAGGAGAUCGAGGAGUGA
Molecule: messenger RNA, 1090 nt
Organism: Diaporthe batatas
Lineage: Eukaryota; Fungi; Ascomycota; Sordariomycetes; Diaporthales; Diaporthaceae
Exons: 1
Coding region: 107-1090 (327 amino acids)
Cellular component (GO): intracellular anatomical structure
Molecular function (GO): oxidoreductase activity, acting on NAD(P)H, oxygen as acceptor
Source: RefSeq, a predicted model, not a curated record